Molecule: messenger RNA, 2988 nt
Organism: Phyllostomus hastatus (greater spear-nosed bat)
Lineage: Eukaryota; Metazoa; Chordata; Mammalia; Chiroptera; Phyllostomidae
Gene: IL33R
Product: interleukin 1 receptor like 1
Exons: 11
Coding region: 275-1945 (556 amino acids)
Biological process (GO): signal transduction
Molecular function (GO): interleukin-33 receptor activity; interleukin-33 binding; interleukin-1 receptor activity
Source: RefSeq, a predicted model, not a curated record
GGAGGAUUUUAAAGAAGGCUGGCUAUUGUUUUUAGCAUAGAGCUAUAAGAGAUUGAUUUUUAGAGUUAAUAAACUCUGAUGCUAAGAAGUUGAGAAAGAAAGAGCUCAAGUACCACUCACUGACGUAAAGACACUGACAGCCUUUUCCAAUGAUAAAUCUUAAAGAGCACCAUCAACCUCGUUGGAGAGACUUUCACUGUCAUAUGUCACAGAGCCGACUUGAAUAAUCUCAACAAUCAGUUGCCAACACUUGCUCUAGACUGAUAAAUUGAGAAUGAGACUCUGGGUUUUGGCAAUUCUAACAGUUCUUAUACAUUUCACAGUUGCUACAUUUAACAAGUCAUCCUGGGGCCUGGAAAAUGAGGCUUUAAUUGUGAUGUGUCCUAGACAAGGAAAAUCUCAAAACCCUGUAGUAUGGUUUUACUCAAAAACCAACAAAAGUGUUACUACUCAAAAAGAGAGUCGUGUAUUUGCCUCAGGGGAACGUCUUAAGCUUUUCCCAGCCAAAGUUGAGGAUUCUGGAAUUUAUACUUGCAUUAUCCGAAGUCCCACCUUCAUUAAGACUGGAUAUGUGAAUGUCACUAUAUAUAAAAAACAACCAGAUUGCAAUAUUCCAGAUGACAUGAUAUAUUCAACAACCUCUGGAUCAGAAAAAAAUUCCAAAAUAUUUUGUCCUACCAUUGACCUCUACAAUUGGACAGCACCUGUUGAGUGGUUUAAGAAUUGUAAAGCUCUUCAAGGAUCAAGGUACUAUACACAUAAGACAUAUUUGCUUAUUGACAAUGCAACUAGCAAGGACACAGGUGAUUAUACAUGCAGAUUUAUGCACAAUGAAAAUGGAGUCAGCUACAAUGUGACAGCAACCAGAUCAUUCACAGUUCAUGAGGAGAAAAGCUUUUCUUUGUUUCCAGUAAUUAUAGCACCACCACAAAAUGAAACAAAGGAUGUGGAAAUCGGAAAAACAGCAAACAUUAUUUGCUCUGCUUGCUUUGGGAAAGGCUCUCAGCUCAUGUCUGCCGUCCAGUGGCAGGUUAAUGGAAGCAUAAUUGGGAACUCUGGUGAAGCAAGAAUUCAAGAGGAGCAAGAGCAAAAUCAAAGUUCUAGCAAUGAGCUGACUUGUCGAAGCACCAUUUUAAGAAUAGCUGAUGUAAGAGAAGAGGAUUUGUUGCUGAAGUAUGACUGCCUGGCCAGGAAUUUUUAUGGCUUGAGAAGGCACACCAUAAUACUAAGGAGGAAAAAGCCAAUUGAUCGUCAAAGCACCUACUACAUACUUGCAGGAUUUGGCAUAUUGUUAAUGCUAAUCAAUAUCAUGAUGAUAAUGCUGAAAGUGUUCUGGAUUGAGGUUGUUCUGCUCUGGAGGGACAUAGCUAGACCUUACAAAACUAGAAAUGAUGGGAAGAUCUAUGAUGCUUAUGUUAUCUAUCCAUGGAACCACAAAGAUAGUCCAGAAGCAACCAGUUCUGUUGACUACUUUGUUCACCAGAUUCUGCCUGAUGUUCUUGAAAAUAAAUGUGGCUAUAACUUAUGCAUUCAUGGGAGAGAUUUGCUACCUGGAGAAGAUAUGGCUACUGCGGUGGAAACCAACAUCCGAAAAAGUCGGCGGUACAUUUUUAUCCUGACGCCUCAGAUUGUAUAUGGCAAGGAGUUUACCUAUGAGCAGGAGAUCGCCUUGCACCGUGCCCUCAUCCAGGACGACUCCAAGGCGAUUCUGAUUGAAAUGGAGGCUCUGAGUGAGCCAGGUAGACUGCAGCUUGCUGGGCUUCCAGAUUCCCUCCAGCACCUGGUAAAAGUGCAGGGUACCAUCAAGUGGAGGGAAGACCAUGUGGCCAACAAGCGGUCCCUGAACUCCAGAUUCUGGAAGCAUGUGAGGUACCACAUGCCUGUACCAAACAGACUUCCAAGAAAGACCUGCAUUCUGGCUUCUUCAAAUGCACAGGAGCAGUAGGGCCUAUGUGGGUGUGUUGAUGCACCAGACUUUGUAACUGGGGCUUCUCCUACUUGGAUUAUACCACUGUGCUAGACAGUGAGAGUUGGGCCUUGAGAAGUAGGAAGGGCAAGAGAAUUUUUAUCUUGAAACUUUACUUCCAUUUUCCUGAUUCUGUAUGAUUACAAAAUGCUUCCAAAUUUUUACCCUCAAUCCCCUUCUCUCUAUCCAACCUUUCCUCCCCUUUCUCCUUUGCUGGUCUUUCUCCACUGUGGUCUGUGAUCUUUUCACUGUGAUCUUUUUCUCUUUUUCUUUCUUUCUGAUUGCCCUCUCCUUAUUCCUUAUCAAUAUUCUACAUUUUAGAUAUCAAAUUCAAAAUUUUAGAGUUCAACUUUUAUGUUAGCUGGAAGAACACUCAGAUUCCUUUGACCAGAACACUGGUAGUAAAUCUUGUUUCACAUGCCAGAAUUUAUCAUAUUUUAUUUGAUCAGGGCUUAGUUUUAUCAUCUCAAUAUUGCCUAUUUUGUUGGAGUACCUUACUCAAUCACCAUUAUAAUCUAGUUUGCUUCAGUUCUAAAAUUUAUUUCAUAUAUUGUUAUUUUUAUUAGAAAUCUUUUUCUCACUAUAAAAAUUACAGAAUAGAAGGUAUAAAACAAGAAAAUAGCAAAAAUAAUUCAUGGAUCUAUAAUCCUAAGAUUAUGUAUUUGCUUUUAAAAAAUAAUUCAUAUUUAAACAUACCAUUUAUAUACUGAGAUUACAUAGUGUGUAGUUUUUAUAUUUUUUAUACCUAACAUCAUGAUAAAAGCAUUUGACAUGUCAUUUAGAUUUUAACAUUUUAAAAUAUUUGUACUGUUCUAUCUUGUGCUUGUGCUACAGUGGCCUUGUAAUGAUAGCUAUCAUUAUAAUAAUCUGCAAUGACCAUAUCAAUAUAUCUUAUAUCUUUCAAUUAAAAAAACUUUUAAUUUCAGAAACUUCAUUUGUUGCCAUAUUUCUGUGAAAUUAGUAGGACAUUUUGACAGAACUGUUUUGAUAAACUAAAGCUAAUUUGUACAGUCUAGGCUGUU